AGCUCGUUCGCCGAACCCAUCCUCCCCAGCUCCGCAAUCAUUCUCUGAAUAUCAAAUUCGGUCGAAAGUUACAUUUUGUUCGAGCGAUUUUUCUUGUCGAAGUAAUUUUUAUUAACAUCAACGGCGGUUUAUACCGCCGUUGAAAAAAGUGUGAAAUAGCAGCAACGAAAAGAGGAAAAAACAAGACACGCGCAAUGUGGUAAAAACGAAAAACACUGUUAUUUUAAACACGACGAUACUCUCCAACAUUGGGAACAAUGUAAAUUGGGGCUAGUUGAGUGAAGUUAAAUAAUUUGCUUUGCAAUUUGCCAAACUCAAUUAGGAAUAAUUUUCAAGUGAUCUACGUUUGAAAACAAAUUAUUUAACCCGUUAUUAACGCUGUAGUAAAUAGCGAAAUAUAGCGUGUACUUACAUUGGAAAUUCAACGGCCAUACGUUCUACCGAUGAAAGGGAAAAAAGUUAGUUCAAUGCUGACUCAAAUAUCUUACUACACUCUUCAGCUUCUUCUGAAAUACAUUUGGAGAACCAAUUUAUCCAAUCAGCGUGUUAGAUUUCCAUUAACAACAAUAGACAUUGUGCUAAUGUUAUAUUUACACGAGACAAACGUCAGCUGAAGUGACACAGCACCUUGGAACAGUCCGUAAAAACGAAAAGUCUAUCGGAUCGGCUGAAUCGUUAUGGCCAAGGCGAGUUGGGCGAAUUUCGUAUCCGGCUCGCGUGACAGCGGCUUAAGGCGCUAAAAUAGAGCCUGUAUGGCAUCGAUGUAGUCGACACGUCGGUGCCAGAACGCAGUUACGCAUUUAGUCUUUAACUGGAAGCAUCCGCGGCCGGAACAAGCGGCCGCCGAGCCCGUGACCGACGAAAACGCGAAUUUUCCUCGAUCGAACAGCGCGAAUCGUCUCUUCUGGGCGAUCCUUUCGUGGAAAACGAAUCGAUUCGUAGCCGUGAAACGACGAUGUGAAGCGUCUGCGAGGCUAGAGGAUGCAACAAGUGCGUCGCGGCGGAGAACAGUUCACGAAAAGGGGACGUCAUGUAGAAGCUACCUGCGUUGCCAAUUGCGUCCACGAAUCGACCGCUUGAUCUCCGCGCUGCCGCUAAUUACCCUCGCAAUCAGCCUCGAUUCAGCUUCGUUUCACGCCUACGAGAUCAUCGUUUGCAACGAAAGGAUCCGCCGUAUGAACGCGACUGUAGAAAAUCCGUGAGUGAAAGUACACGCAUCAUAGUAUUCCCUUCGUUCGAUCGUUCUUCUAUAAUCUUUGAUUACUUCAUCGUUCGGUUAUUUCGUCGAUCGACGAGCUAUACCUAUCAGAACGAGACACGUCUCUAUCCGAUUUUUCAAUCUGUUCGCCGAGUCUUUUGAUGCGUCGGAUCGGACCGACGAGAAUCGAAAAACACUCGGAGAAAGAGUUCGCGAAUAGAAAUCGAGAAUCCAGGCGUGGUACGGGGAAGAUUCCCGGUGUGGAAUGGAAAUCAAAAGAAACGAUCCUCGGCCGGAAGAACUCGAGGAAAAUCCGUUUCUCUGGACGAUCUGUAAAACGGGUGUCCCUCGAAUAUUGGCCACGAGUCUGUUCGCUGUCGGUCGAUAUUGUGCGGACCAAUUGCCAAAGAAAAUGGGCCUGGGCAGCCUUCGGAUCCUGGCCGCGUUCCUAGUUAUCGUAAUGCCCCGAUCGCUGACUUACAUUCUCCUGUAUCCGAUUUUCAGAUUAGUGUUUGGCAAUUUGUAUCCGGCCUACGCUUCGUACAAGGCAGUGAGAACGAAGAAUGUGAAAGAAUACGUGAAAUGGAUGAUGUAUUGGAUCGUGUUCGCGCUGUUCACGUGCGCGGAAACAUUCACCGACGUCUUCUUCAGCUUUUGGUUCCCGUUUUACUAUGAAAUCAAGACUAUCCUGGUGAUCUGGCUGUUGAGCCCAGCCACUAAAGGCUCCAGCAUUCUCUACAGACGCUUCGUUCACCCGGCUUUGAUCCGGCGCGAGGCUGAGAUCGACGAUGCCUUAGCACGCGCGACGGAGCAAGGUUACUCGGCAGUGUUGCACCUCGGAUCGAAAGGUGUGAAUUAUGCUACCACGGUUCUCAUGCAAACCGCCAUCAAGCAUAUUCUGAAGUCAGACCAAAUCAUGGUGACUGAGCUAUCAACGAUCCAAUCGGCCUCGGCCGUUUCUAGCUUGGCCAAGCUUCCAACGACCUCGAAGGAAAAGACGGACCAGAUAGACGCCAUCCAGAAACCGAGCACCCCGUCGCACUCAAGCAGUAGCUCCGAUGACUUGAUGCCUGUCGAUUCGAUGCCCAACAUGAGCAACGAUAUGAACACGGACGACGAGCUGGUCGAAAUUAAUCGUGUAGCAGAAGGGAACGUUUUCAAGGCGCCAUCGCCGAAGAAAACGUACAAGGCGCGGAAAACCAGAAAAGGGCGAACCGAAGGCAACUCGAGGCGACUCAGGUCACAGGUUCGCGACACUGGCUCCAUCUUCAGCGACGAUGAGUGGGACCAGCAGUAUGCAUCCACCCUGACAGAAUACUGAAACACAGUGUCGUUCUGUGGAAAGCAACGAUUUAACGUAGUCUCGGAGAAUCGCGAGAAUAAUCCUCGACAGGCUUUCGCCGAAAAGGAGUGCAAGUUACCGAUUUAAGAUUAACAUAGCGUUUUUACAUUUAUAGAGAUUCGAGUGGAAUGGGUUUUAGGGAAAUUAUGCGUGUGUUUAUUGAAAGUCUUAGAGUGAUUUUCCAUUUUUUUCUCUCUCCCUCUCUCUCUCUCUCUCUCUGUUUUAGAGCCGAGUUAAUCCUGAAGAAGGUAUUCGUUAAGACGGAUUAUGGAAUGGUUGGGAAGACAAAGAUAAAAAGGGAUUUGAUCAUUUCGAUGAGAGGGGAGUUUUUGAAAUUUUAUUCCCGUGAAAUUAUUUGUUACAUCUACACCUGCGUUACGAUACUAUAUACAACGAUAAAGAUGUUUUUUUACUCGAUAUAUACCAGAGGCCUUUAGCAUAAUGUAAUCUCAGCUGCGAAACGUUUAACAUUUAGAUGAACAUUAAGAAACUAUUAUUGCGUGCCACCUUUCUGCGAAUUCUGCGACUUAUAUCGUUUAUUAUACCAAUUAGCAUUAAGAGUAAUCUAUCGUGAUUGAUCGCGUACCGUGAUAAUUUUGAUAAGUCGGGAGAACUGGUGCCUUACGACAGAUGACGAUAUGAGAUUUUGUCGAUUACGACAAUCCAAGAAAUUUUCGUCCAUUGUUGCAAACUGGCAAACUAUUCUUAACAAAUAAAUAUAUCAAAUAAC
Bombus terrestris (buff-tailed bumblebee) is the source of this 3270-nucleotide messenger RNA. RefSeq names its product receptor expression-enhancing protein 1. The record is from RefSeq and is a predicted model, not a curated record. Gene Ontology annotation, cellular component: cytoplasmic microtubule; endoplasmic reticulum tubular network; endoplasmic reticulum membrane. Lineage: Eukaryota; Metazoa; Arthropoda; Insecta; Hymenoptera; Apidae. The coding region runs from base 1464 to 2519 and encodes 351 amino acids. Gene Ontology annotation, biological process: endoplasmic reticulum tubular network organization. The transcript is spliced from 6 exons. Gene Ontology annotation, molecular function: microtubule binding.